This is a messenger RNA of Drosophila eugracilis, 1720 nucleotides long. It is a transcript of the gene Pabp2, whose product is annotated as polyadenylate-binding protein 2. Lineage: Eukaryota; Metazoa; Arthropoda; Insecta; Diptera; Drosophilidae. Gene Ontology annotation, molecular function: RNA binding. The coding region runs from base 396 to 1073 and encodes 225 amino acids. The transcript is spliced from 6 exons. The record is from RefSeq and is a predicted model, not a curated record.
AACUGUAAUGAACUGUCAUCCCUAAAAACGAGGCGAAUACAAAUCUGUUUUCGGUGGCAAAACUUACAUACUUUCUCGUAUUUCUGUAAAUAUUAGUCGAUAAUAAACAGUAACAUUAAGUGUUGACGUGGUACUCCGUCUUACCAAACUGAGAAGUGCGCGAAAACAUUGACUUUCGAGCAGAAGACAAAGAUUUGACUGCUUGUGUUUUUUUCACGGAACAGCGGCCAUUUUGGGCGAACUCAACGUCAGCACAGCGAGCACCCCCUUUGUACAUACAUAUAUAUAUUCAAUUUUGCUACAACAACUGCCGUUCUUUCGGACCAGACCACGCCGAAAGCUUUUGCGACACCAAAACCAAGCUUUUGCAGGUAAACGUAAACAAAACCAAAAUAAUGGCCGAUGAGGAUAUCACGCUGAAUGAGGAUCAGCUUCUGGAGUCGUUGGAAGAGACGAAUGGCGAGCAGGAGGCUGAGAUAACCACAGAGACCGAGGAGGAGGGCAGCAUGCAAAUCGACCCCGAACUGGAGGCCAUCAAGGCGCGAGUCAAGGAGAUGGAGGAGGAAGCCGAGAAGAUAAAACAAAUGCAGUCGGAAGUGGAUAAACAAAUGGCCGGUGGUUCUACCACCGGCUUAGCGACCGUGCCCCUUUCUCUCGAAGAGAAGCAGGAAAUCGACACGCGGUCUGUCUAUGUAGGCAAUGUGGACUAUGGCGCUUCGGCUGAGGAACUUGAGGCCCACUUCCAUGGAUGUGGCACUAUUAACCGCGUCACCAUACUGUGCAACAAGGCUGACGGCCAUCCCAAGGGAUUCGCCUACAUCGAGUUCGGAUCGAAAGAGUUCGUAGAAACGGCACUGGCCAUGAACGAAACCCUCUUUCGAGGGCGUCAAAUCAAGGUAAUGUCAAAGCGCACAAACCGCCCUGGCCUCUCCACCACAAACCGCUUUGCCCGCGGCAGCUUCCGGGGUCGAGGAGCCCGCGUCUCCCGGGCGUGCUGUCACUCCACCUUCAGAGGCGCUCGACGCGCUAUAAGGGGUUACCGUGGCCGCGCCAAUUACUACGCUCCAUACUGAUUAUUGUUUUAUUAAAACCCUAGUAAGAUUUUUUUACAAUAUUAUUUCAAAAAACAUUAUUUCAUUGCCAAACUUCUUUGCUAAAUAAAAACAAAAAAGAGAAAACAAUCACAAGAGAGAACGCCAGAAAAAAUAUCGUUUCAAUAAAAAAAAAAGAAUCAACAGAAAGAAAACAGGCGAAAAGACGAGACCUCGAAAAUAAUAAUAAUAAAAAAAUCAACAUGGAAAAACGAAUAUCUUGGCUAUAAUGUUUUUUGAAGCACCCAACACCAAACACCCCUUUUUCACACAUUUUAAUUUUCAAAUAAUAAAAAAAAUAUAUAAAAAGAAUAUGAAAAACAAGAAGUUGAUUUAGAAAAACAAAAAAAUAUAUAUCAUUAAAUAUAUAUAUAAAAGAAACGCAAAAGAAAACCACAAACUAUAAUAAAAGAAGUUAAAAGAUGGCAAAAUCAAGUAAAAGAAGGAAGAAAAUAAAAAAAAAUCAAAAAGAACACAAGACUCUUGGGAAAAGAAGUAAAUCAACAAAAUAGAAAAAAAAGAAAGUGCGUAAUUUAUAUAUUCUAAAAAAUAUAUAGAGUAAAGAAAAGAAGUUGAAUUUUACUGAACUGAAAAAGAAGAUGACAAAUAUAAUCGAAUUAAACAAGCUA